AGGGGAAUUGUUCGGAAAAGGGGCAAUUCCUCACUACAGAGAGGCAUCACUGUAGCUGCCAAAUUUUGUGGUGACUGAACUUGUCUCUACCUGUGACAUAAGCUGUAAUAAGUGAUCCAGGAAAUUUUGUUGUGUUUUUCAGGCACAUUGUAGCAGAGAUCAGAUACCUGGAGCAUAAUUAGAUAUUCUGUUCAGUCUUGCCUUAGCUGUUGACUGUGACACUACCACCAUGCAUCAGAAGCUUUUGAAGAGUGCCCAUUACAUCGAGCUAGGAAGCUACCAGUACUGGCCUGUUCUGGUACCUCGGGGAAUCCGCUUGUAUACCUAUGAGCAGAUUCCUGUGUUCCUUAAAGACAAUCCAUAUAUUACAGAUGGCUACAGAGCUUAUCUUCCUUCUAGGCUGUGUUUAAAAAGUCUGUUCAUUUUAUCCAAUGAGACAGUAAACAUCUGGAGUCACUUACUGGGCUUUUUCCUUUUCUUCACUCUGGGCAUAUAUGACAUGACUUCUGUAUUACCUUCAGCGAGUGCCUCUAGAGAAGACUUUGUUAUCUGUUCUAUUUGCCUCUUCUGCUUUCAAGUCUGUAUGCUUUGCUCGGUAGGAUAUCAUCUUUUCUGCUGCCAUCGCUCAGAGAAGACUAGCCGUCGAUGGAUGGCAUUAGAUUAUGCAGGAAUUUCCAUUGGGAUCCUGGGCUGCUACGUAUCAGGAGUGUUUUAUGCAUUUUACUGUAAUAAUUACUGGCGUCAGGUAUACUUGAUCACUGUGCUUGCUAUGAUCCUUGCAGUAUUCUUUGCUCAGAUUCAUCCCAGCUACCUCACUCAGCAGUGGCACAGACUGCGUUCUGUCAUCUUUUGCUCCGUCUCUGGAUAUGGAGUCAUUCCUACUAUCCACUGGGUUUGGCUCAAUGGAGGAGUUGGUGCAUCUAUUGUGCAGGAGUUUGCUCCUCGAGUGAUUGUGAUGUACUUGAUUGCUGCCAUAGCUUUUCUCUUUUACAUUUCCAAAGUUCCAGAAAGAUACUUCCCAGGACAAUUAAACUACCUCGGCUCUAGUCACCAAGUAUGGCAUAUCCUUGCAGUAGUAAUGUUGUAUUGGUGGCAUCAAUCUACAGUGUACAUCAUGCAAUACAGACACAGCAAGCCCUGUCCUGACUACAGUACACAUUUAUGAAUUAAGAAUUCUCUUACUGCAACAGAAGUUCUGACUAUGAAUGUCUAGUCCUUAGUUGCAUGCUGAUUUCCAAAACCAGGCACUGAGGCAGCGACUCUCUCACCUGCUGGACUGUGUUUCUACUUGCUGGGAUGGCAUACCAACAGAGGUUUUUUUGAGACAACUGCUUAGGUCUUCAAAAUGACUCAUUCACCUCAACCACUGUACAUUCUGCAGUGAAGCAGAGAACAACUGUGCAGGUCUUCCUAUAGAGAGGUGAUGUAAUUCGACCAUGUGAAAAUAGGAUAUGAAUAAUUACAUUCCUUCUUCUGACUGGUAAAACAUGAAAGGCAGCGAUGAGUACUCUUUGUGAACAGCAAAUGACUUUCUCCUUGAUUUGGACUUCACUUUCAGACUUCAUUAAAGAGUAUACUGAAGAAAUUUGCCCUAAACAGCAUGCUUCUAAAGCUCCUAUGAUAAAUUGCUUCUUGGGACCUGGUCUUAGACCUUUUCAAAUCCAUACAGUGUGGUGUACCAUCUAGACUUACUAUCUAAUUGUUGUGUUCGUGCUAUGACAUUGCUGUUAUAUUUAAAUCUGAAUUCUAUGGAUUCUUACGGUUUUUUUUUUUUU
Messenger RNA from Terrapene triunguis (Three-toed box turtle), 1775 nucleotides. RefSeq names its product progestin and adipoQ receptor family member 3 (gene PAQR3). Gene Ontology annotation, molecular function: signaling receptor activity. The record is from RefSeq and is a predicted model, not a curated record. Lineage: Eukaryota; Metazoa; Chordata; Testudines; Emydidae. Gene Ontology annotation, cellular component: membrane. The transcript has 7 exons. Bases 230 to 1165 code for a protein of 311 amino acids.